This is a messenger RNA of Pyricularia pennisetigena, 2448 nucleotides long. RefSeq lists its product as uncharacterized. The transcript has 4 exons. The record is from RefSeq and is a predicted model, not a curated record. Gene Ontology annotation, biological process: protein folding. Gene Ontology annotation, cellular component: cytoplasm. Bases 1 to 2448 code for a protein of 815 amino acids. NCBI's taxonomy places the organism in Eukaryota, Fungi, Ascomycota, Sordariomycetes, Magnaporthales, Pyriculariaceae.
AUGGCGGCGCCCUUCGACCAGAGGAUAGCUGUGCCUAUCGACGACCCUAAUGCUGAUACGGAAUGGAAUGAGAUCUUAAGAAAACACAAAAUCAUUCCGGAAAAGGAGCCCGACCCAAAUCCCAUGAUAGAGGAAGCAAUACUGGCAGCUAGGCAAAUCGCUCACGAGAAUCGCCUUGAAGGCAAGGACAUUGACGAGCUGAAGGAACUGGAGGAUGAGGAGGACGAGGCAUUUAUGGAGCACUACUUGCAGAAGCGGAUGCAAGAGCUCAAGGCCCUGUCGCAAAAGGCCGUCCACGGCAGCGUCUACCCGAUAUCGAAGCCCGAAUACCAAAGAGAGGUGACCGAUGCAUCAAAGGACAACAAAACGGUCAUGGUCAACCUGGUAUCGUCGCUGGGAUCGAACGUCGAGUCGCGCGUGCUAUCUGAUCUGUGGAGGCAGGCUGCCAAGGAAUACGGAGACAUCAAGUUUUGCGAGAUGCGGGCGGACCAGGCAAUCGAAGGUUAUCCAGACAAGAACUGCCCUACGAUAUUGGUCUACCGAAACGGUGACAUAGUAAAACAGAUUGUGACACUCAUGACUGUCGGCGGACCACGCAUGAGCAUGCUCGAUCUGGACAAUAUUUUGGUCGAGGUUGGGGCGGUUCCGGACACGGACAUGCGCGUGCUUCAAAGGCGGCGGCGAGCGGAGGACGCGGAAGAGGAAAGAUUAGCUGCUGGCGAGAGGAACAUAAAAAGCUCCAGGCCAGCGGAGAGUUUCCCAGACAAUUCAUUUGGGAAAGACACCCCCACAUUUCAACCAAUGGAAGACGAAAGCCAACCGUCUUUGCCCUCGUUUGCCGCACUCAAUAAUCAGCGGCUGAGGUUCAAUCAAGCGCCACCCGCUCAUCUCUUUACUGAUUCCAGCGAGCCGGCUGCCUUUUCCAGCGACGAUGAUCCGUCUCUGGAAACAUAUUCCCACCAUGGCCGUCGCAAGAAACGACGGAUAGGAUCAUGGUUUCACCAGUCCUCGCUGCAGCAGCUGUCAUCCGAUCCCCCGUUUCCUGAAUUUGUUGAGGGGGCCGCGUCGCGUCCAAAGGCCAUCGCUCCUGGCGCCCCAAGGCAACUCAAGCGGGACAUGGACAGUGGUGUUUGGCUGGCCAGUGAUGACACGGUUGACAAGAAAAUCACACCUGACGAGCCCGCAGCAGCAGAAGCACCGUCUCCUUUGGUUCCCCGUGUGGCCAGUGGCUUCCAUCGCUGUGCGAGUAUUCGCAAUAUCUCGCCCGAGGAGAGCCUGGCUCAGAAGAUCAUCCAGGAUUGCAUCGAGGAGGGUGAUGAAGACGUUAAUAUUGCGAGCUUGGGUCUUGAGAGCAUCGCUGCUUCAACUAUCCAACCGCUGUCCGGGUUUCAGCUAAUUCCUACCGUGGUCGAAGAUGUUCCGUUUGAGGCACGAGAUAUUAAACUGAAGCUGUACCUUGGAAACAACCGUCUUGCUAGAGUCCCGGCUAGCAUCUGUGAUCUGAGCUUUCUGACAGUUCUGAGUCUGAGGGGCAAUGGCUUGAAAGAGCUCCCUCCCGGAAUAUCUCAGCUGCGCAAUCUGGAGCAGCUAAACAUAGCCCAAAAUGCGCUGCGUUGGUUACCGCAUGAACUUCUUGAGCUGAUAAACACAAGUAAAAAGCUGGAGUUUCUCUCCCUUCACCCAAACCCAUACUGCCAGCCAGAAAGCAACAGACACGCAAGUCAGAUGCCGGAAUAUAAAACCAUAUCCUUCUCUCAGGGGCUUUCCAAGAGGGAUUCUUAUGCGACAUGGUCGACUUUCUCUGGAAUUGCGGGGAGCCAUGGUGGAUGCCUCGUCGCCAGAUCGCCUAUGCAGUACGUUGACGGUCUUGGUCGGCCCUGCAACACAGAUAUCGUCAACUUGGACGAGGGCGCUUGGUUGCCGGCUGCCGAUCUCUACUCGGAGCCGGCCAAGCCACCUGUCACCUUUGACGACGCUUCUCCCACCCGGGCACGGUCGCUUCUAGAGCUAGCCCUCGAAUCGUGCAGUCAGGCGUCGACCAGCACUUCCACGGACCUGCGCUCGCUCAUGCCUGACAGGUCGCCGGCCCAUCUUCUGGCAUUGCUGGAUCGUGUCGAUCAGCUUCGUGACGCGGGUCCCCAGCGCUGCGCCCGACCAGCCUGCGCUAAACGCCAGAGCAUGGUCAUUCCUCGUGUCCAGUGGCUGGACUGGUGGGUUUUGGGCAAAUACCAUAUUCACAAGACUGACAAAGAAACAGGUCAGCUCGUUAGUGAGCCCGAUGGUGCCGAAGUCCAAGGCACCGAUUGGUCUAUAAGCCUGGCCGCGUCUGCUAGAACACUCGUUCCGUUCAUGUCCAAGGGGUGUUCGUGGCGCUGUGUACCCGAGGUCCCUGAGAAGACCAAGCCGACGCCCGAAUGUACUAACAUAAUGAUUGUUCACCGAAGCUGA